Molecule: messenger RNA, 2825 nt
Organism: Impatiens glandulifera
Lineage: Eukaryota; Viridiplantae; Streptophyta; Magnoliopsida; Ericales; Balsaminaceae
Product: phosphatidylinositol 4-phosphate 5-kinase 9
Exons: 9
Coding region: 194-2623 (809 amino acids)
Biological process (GO): phosphatidylinositol metabolic process
Molecular function (GO): 1-phosphatidylinositol-4-phosphate 5-kinase activity; ATP binding
Source: RefSeq, a predicted model, not a curated record
AAUUUCAGAUCUUUACAUUUUUCUCCUCUGAGUUUGAGGAGAGAGAUAAUCAUUUUGUUCAACCCCAGUUUUCCACUUCCAAAGCAAAUCAAAGCAUCAUCCAAAAGCGAAGCGAAGACCGAAGCUUUUCUACUCCAAACCCAAAAGAGCAUUUCUGGUUUGUGAAAGUUCUAGCUUUCUGUUGCCAUUAUGCAUGUCUGGCCCCGUGGCCAUUGAUGGUAGUGUAGGCGGACUUUCUUUUUCCGACAGAACAAGAUCUCUUGACGCCAUUUCAUUCGACAGAGAUUCUUUAUCUCUACUGACAAAUGUUGAAUCCUCAGAAACAGUUGCCUUUCGGGUUGGAGAAGUCUUACUCACCAAUGGGGAAUCUUAUUCCGGUUCCCUUAAUGGUAACAUGCCUGAGGGUUCAGGUCGAUAUGUCUGGUCUGACGGUUGUACUUAUGAAGGAGAGUGGACAAGUGGGAUGAGGCAGGGUUUUGGGAAACUCCAUUGGCCUUCUGGAGCCAAUUACGAAGGUGAAUUCUUCGGAAACUAUAUGCAUGGAACAGGAACCUUUAUUGGAUCUGACAACAUUUUGUUCAAGGGUCGUUGGAAAUUGAAUAGGAAACAUGGAUUGGGAUAUCAAAUUUAUCCUAGUGGAGAUGUUUUCGAGGGCUCGUGGAUUCAAGGGACUCCGGAAGGGCCUGGCAAGUACACUUGGGAUAAUGGAAACGUCUAUUUGGGAAAUAUGAAAGGAGGGAAAAUGUCGGGUAAAGGAAAACUUACUUGGGUAAACGGGGAUUCUUACGAAGGGACUUGGUUAAAUGGAAUCAUGCAUGGUUUUGGAGCGUAUACUUGGAGUGAUGGCGGUUGUUAUGUUGGAACUUGGACUAGAGGUUUAAAAGAUGGAAAAGGCGCGUUUUAUCCUAAAGGAAGUAGGCUUCAGGCUGUUCAAGAAGUUUACUUGAAUGCAUUGAGGAAAAAAGGUUUGUUACCGGAUUUGAGAAAGCAUAGUCAAGUUUCACAUACUUCUGUUGAUAUUGGAAAUGGAAAAGGUACAGGAAACUUGAUAAAUCUUCAGCAAUCACAUAGGAAUAAUGUGUCUUUGGAACGGCGAUGGAGUAUGGAGGUUUCUAUUGAGAAAGUUAUUGGUCAUGAUUUAUCAAGGAGUUUUUCUGAAAAUGGAGAAAGUGGUGAAAAUAAUAGCUCUGAUUAUGCGCCUAUUCUCGAAAGGGAGUAUAUGCAAGGUGUUUUGAUUAGUGAGGUUGUUUUAAAUAAUAGUUUUUCUUCGUCAUCUAGAAGGGCGAGAAGGCGACAAAGGAAACUGUCGAAGGAGGUUAAGAGGCCCGGUGAAGCAAUUAUCAAAGGCCAUAGGAGUUAUGACUUGAUGCUCAAUCUGCAGCUUGGAAUCAGGUAUACAGUUGGGAAAAUAACACCCAUACCAAGGCGAGAAGUUAGGACAUCAGAUUUUGCCCCUCGAGCAAGCUUUUGGAUGAACUUUCCUAGUCAAGGUUCACAAUUGACACCGCCUCAUCAAUCCGAGGAUUUUAGGUGGAAAGAUUAUUGCCCAAUGGUUUUCAGGAACCUGAGGGAGAUGUUUAAGAUUGAUGCUGCUGAUUAUAUGAUGUCCAUCUGUGGAAAUGACGCUCUUAGAGAACUUUCCUCUCCUGGAAAAAGUGGAAGUGUGUUCUUUCUGUCUCAGGACGAUCGAUUCAUGAUCAAGACAUUAAGAAAAUCUGAAGUAAAGGUUCUAUUGCGGAUGCUUCCUGCUUAUCAUAGUCAUGUGCGAACCUAUGAGAACACGCUAAUAACAAAAUUCUUCGGUCUACACAGGAUCAAACCUUCUAGUGGUCAAAAGUUUCGCUUUGUGGUCAUGGGAAACAUGUUCUGCACAGAAUUACGGAUCCAUCGCAGGUUUGAUUUAAAAGGAUCUUCCCUUGGACGUUCUGCUGACAAAGUUGAAAUUGACGAAAAUACAAUACUUAAAGAUCUUGAUCUGAAAUAUUGCUUUUAUUUGGAACCAACAUGGCAAGAGGUUCUUUUCAAGCAGAUCGAAACAGACAGUAAGUUUUUGGAAGCACAACAUAUAAUGGAUUAUAGUCUUCUAUUGGGUGUUCAUUACCGGGCACCUCAGCACUUGACGUCGACUCGCUUCUCUAACAACAGAGGUCAAACGGCUGAUGGGUUGGGAAGUGUUGCAGAAGAACCAAAUGAUGACGAAAUAUCGAGCUACCCGCAAGGGCUAGUUCUGGUUCCGAGGGGAUCGGAUGAUGGUAGUGUCGUGGUAGGCCCACAUAUAAGAGGUAGCCGAUUGCGAGCUGCUUCGGCUACUGGUGAGGAAGAAGUAGAUUUACUUCUUCCUGGUACUGCAAGGCUUCAAAUCCAACUUGGAGUGAACAUGCCAUCAAGAGCAGAACUUCUUCCAGGAAAAGAGGACGAUUUUGUUCACGAAGUGUACGAUGUUGUACUGUACCUCGGUAUUAUAGACAUAUUGCAGGACUACACCAUAGGGAAGAGGAUCGAGCAUGCAUACAAAUCAGUUCAAUUCGAUUCCAUAUCGAUAUCUGCUGUUGACCCGACAUUCUACUCUCAACGCUUCUUGGAGUUCAUUCGGGCUAAGGUUUUCCCUCCAAUUGUCGCCUGAACCUGAGAUUAUUGUUGGCAAUGUAUUCCAAAACGGAGAGCCAUGAAAACAGAGCAGUUAUUAUUAUUAUUAUUGUCGUUGAUAUGUUGAUAUAUAGUUCAUACCCUCCAUUUGACUAGGUGAAGAAAUGUGAAAUGGUCUUAAUGUGGAUGGUAUUUCGUUGUUAUUUGUAUUGAACUAAUUUAAUUUUUCUCACAACCCA